CAACAUCACCCCCCACCCCCGAAACGUAAGGUUGUACGGUAUAAUUCUAGUCUGGUUUACCGUCUAAAUCUGUCAAGUUCCUUUGUGAUUUUGUUAACGACAGCAAGUACCGUCAUUGGAGUUCGAGUUAAUUUGUUAUUCUGAACUUGCUAAAACUGCUAUUAUUCUGUCUAGGGCGUGCAAUACUUCGAAGGGUGGAAGUGGGGCAUGAUAAGGCCAAGUCAAAACAUAGAUACAAAAAUGCAGACCAAAAAGUCAAAUGACUUUCAAGAGCUAAAGAAAACAAUAUGCAAGAAUUAUCUGAAGGAUUCCUGUCCAUAUGGAAAAGAAUGUCGAUUUCGUCAUCCACCCAAACAGCAAGAAAAGGGGACAGACAUUUGCAAGUAUUUCUUGCAAAAUAAAUGUAAAAGGGGAUCUGAAUGCCCAUUCCUACACCAGAAGCCUAAAGCAGAAAAGAAGCAGCGACAUGAUUGGCUCACAUUCUGCCUAUACUUUCCUAAUGGACAGUGCAAAAAUAAAGAGUGCAGAUUCUUACACAUAACAGAGGAAGAAAAGCAAACAUUUCGAACUACAGGCAGAAUAGGCCCACAUUUGUUAGAACAGGCAAUGUGUAAGGCCCUGUUGCAAGAUGUCACCUUAGAUGGAGUCACACCAACUUGCAAGGAAUACCUGCAAGGAUGUUGUGAAUGGAUGUCCUGUCCACUGCUUCAUGUAAGCAGACAAGAAUUCUCAGAAGCCAUUAUUGAUAUUAUGAUGGAAAAAUUUGAAGCUGUCCUUGGUUCUCCUGAACGUUACCAUGGACGUCAUAAAAGUGCCUAUGACACAUCUGCACGACACAGAGAACCUGUUGGUUAUGUGUCUUCAUCUUUUAGAGAUACUCACAGGCAAGAUAGGUAUGCUCAAGAUACUGAUGAGGCUUAUGGAAUUGAUUAUAGUAAAAGACCUAAUUGGUACAAUGAACAAGCUGGUGGAACAUUGGAAUAUGAUCAACAAGGGUAUAUUAGCACUGAAACUAAUCGCAUUAUAAAAGGAAUAUAUAAUUUAAUGAAAGCUGAUGCAGGUUUACUCAGGAACACUGAUAAAUAUGAAGUCACAGAUUUAAGGUUGAAACUGAAUAGUUUAGCUGAAGAAAAUGCAAGGUGCCAUUAUCAGUAUUCAAGAAUGCAGGAAGUAGAUGGGUAUAAACCCUUGAUACCAUCACCUUCAGGCACAGAUAACCUCAACUACCAAGAUAUUGUAAGGCGACUAGAGAGAGAGAAUUUGGAAAUGAGAAGAGAACUGGCAAUGCUACAAGGGAGGGAAGAAAAUAAUGCUCACGGUGGAAGAUAUGGUCUGCACCAGGUAAGCAUAUGUCAGAAAUUAGAAUUUUAUAUAAGUAAUUUAUCAAGUAAUUACAUAGCUAAGGUUGCUAACUUGUGCGGCAGCUUAAAUUUAAAAAUUUGCGAUACCACUUGUAUUGUUUUAGUGUAGAUGGCAAACCCAGCC
This is a messenger RNA of Macrobrachium nipponense, 1485 nucleotides long. RefSeq lists its product as uncharacterized. Gene Ontology annotation, molecular function: metal ion binding; RNA binding. The transcript has 4 exons. Gene Ontology annotation, biological process: regulation of RNA splicing. The record is from RefSeq and is a predicted model, not a curated record. The coding region runs from base 208 to 1470 and encodes 420 amino acids. NCBI's taxonomy places the organism in Eukaryota, Metazoa, Arthropoda, Malacostraca, Decapoda, Palaemonidae.